AUGCAAAAUGUUGCCGAGGCUGUGCUGAAAGCUGCAUGUCCCGAUGUGGCGCCGGAAGAUGUGCAGCUUGAUACUCCAGAAGCACCAGAGUUCCUCCAGCGAUUGGAGAACAGCUCGCAGAGGGAUCCCCAGCACUUUCAGUGCUCAGAGGAUGCACGCAACUUCCUGGUGGAUAGGGUCCAUCUUGCGAGCUCCGAUGACUGGGUGCAGUCGGUGCUGACGUCGAGAGUCCUUAUCAAAGGUAACUUUCCGAAUGUUCCACAAGAUUGCAUCAUGGUGGACCUCCCGGGGCUUGAGGACACCAACCUUUUGCGGUCUUCAGUGGCGGAAAGAUACUUUGACCUCUACUGCAACCACGCGUGGUUUUGCCUCGCCAAGACGGAAAACCGCAUCGGCAGCAACGCAGGUCUCUCACGCCAAAUCCGUGCACUUGCACGCGGUGGGAAUUUGGACAAGAUCCUUCUGGUGAGGACCAGAGCAGAUGAAGCCCCGAAGAAAGGGACCGAAAAGCUGGACCGAGAGCACGAGGAGUUCAAGCGCCUUUGCCUCCAAGAGCUAACGAAGCAAAGCUCCCGGGCCAGAUCUUCAGGUGACUCCGAUGAGCCAGCUCGUACUAGGAGACGGACAGGCCUGGAGUCCGAAGUUGCCGGCGAUGCGUCCGCAUCCGCUUCCUCUUCCUCUGUGCCCUCUGGCAUGUCCUUCGCUGGUUAUGUCCAGGCCACGGCGGACCCAGGUUCGGAAGACCGGCCACCGGAAAUCAAGAUAGAAGCGGUCCUCGGCAAGCUUCAGCACAUCGGAGCCCAACAGGUCGAAAAGCUGAAAAGCCUCGUCUGCAACACCUACGAUGCGCUCCAAUCGCUGGCCCGAGAGCGCUUUCAAGAAGAGCAGGAGCGCGAGGCCGAGCGACAGCGUGAGAUGGAGCGGGAGGAAGCCCGGCGUCGGAUGGAAGAGCUUGAACGUCAGCAUCAGCGUCUCCGUGAGGAGCAAGCGGCCGACGAGCGCCGCAGGCAACACCUGGAGGAGCUGCGCCAGGCAAGGGAGCGCAGAGCCCAAGAAGCACAAAGUCGCCGUGCUAACCUGGUGCUCAACUUCACACAAGCCCUGAACGACUGCAAGCGCAUGGUGCAGGAGGGACGUGAGUUUCGCGAGGAGAUGGGGAGCUGCACUGGACUGACGGCAGUGGAGGAAUUUCACCGGAGCUUCGUCGCGAAAGCUUUGCACAGGCACAACCCAGAAACAGAACCAGGAGACUUCUCUGCAACUUUGGAGAUGCUGGCUCGUGUAAGGGUCAUUCCAAAUCUGACAGCCAGUUUUGAGAAGGACAGGUGCGAAGCCACCGAAUGGGCAGACUCUUCGAGCGCUAAUCUCUGCAGGGGGCAUCUACACUUCGACAUCGCGUGGUUCCUUGACCUGGUCGAGACCUUCUGCGGAACAGUUACCAUCCGAGGCACUCAGGAUUUUCUUCUGACCUGGGCCACAGUUGUGGAGGAUUCAGAACGGAAGCUGCGAGGUGUUCCAAACGUGCCGUCGGCCUUCAAUCAGGAACUCUCUCUGCGACUGACGGGCGUGCGCCAGCAGAUAAAUGCAGUGACUACAGCAGGUGGACCGAUUCGCAGUAUGUUGAGCAACGCGCUCACGUGGUGGGGAGGCAAAGGUGCGAGUGACUCUGCGAUCAGGUCUGCGGACGAACAGUUGAAGAACUCUGUGAGACCAGCCCUUCGGCAGAUCACCCACAGCCUCUGUUCCUCCUUGGAGAACGUCUUACAUGGCCUUCAUGAUGAGCUCUCUCGGCACCUCUUGACGGGAGAGGCUCCCCCGGCGUCCCGGGUCGCUCAAGACCAGGCUACCUGCAUUAUUUGCCAGGAUGCUCCGGCUGUGGGCCGAGCCAGCUUUGUCACUUGCUACUGCUCACCGCGACCGCCGUAUGCUUGCGCUCGCUGUAUCCCCAGCAUAGACCUUCAGUGCCGAGAAUGUCCCAUUUGUAGAGGAAGACCGCCCCAGUAG
Messenger RNA from Symbiodinium sp. CCMP2456, 2004 nucleotides. The record is from the annotation of a GenBank genome assembly. Lineage: Eukaryota; Dinophyceae; Suessiales; Symbiodiniaceae.